Messenger RNA from Tachyglossus aculeatus (Australian echidna), 3831 nucleotides. RefSeq names its product tribbles pseudokinase 2 (gene TRIB2). The record is from RefSeq and is a predicted model, not a curated record. Gene Ontology annotation, biological process: protein phosphorylation; regulation of MAP kinase activity; positive regulation of proteasomal ubiquitin-dependent protein catabolic process. Gene Ontology annotation, cellular component: nucleus. NCBI's taxonomy places the organism in Eukaryota, Metazoa, Chordata, Mammalia, Monotremata, Tachyglossidae. Gene Ontology annotation, molecular function: ATP binding; protein kinase activity; mitogen-activated protein kinase kinase binding.
UUGGGUUCCCCUUUUUAGGGGGGGGGGGGGCAAUUCGGCGUUUGCAAUCUUUAGUCUUGGUUUGCCUUAUUUUUCUGCCCAAAUGGUCAUUUGCAAUCUCUAGUUUGGGUCUGCCUUUUUUUUUUUUUGUGGCCAAUUCGUCAUUUGCGAUCUCUAGUUUGGGGUUGCCUCCUUCUUUUGGCCAGUUUGUCAUUUGCAGUCUCUAGUCUUGGGCUACCUUUUUGGGGGGCCAAGCCGGCAUUUGCCAUCUCCAGUCUUGGGGUGUCUUUUAGGGGGGGGCCAGUUCGAUUGCAUCAAAGUUGGACGUCGCAGAGCCUGGCCGAAUUGGACCUCUCCUCCUGAUCGAUGCCUUCCUGAGCCCCCGGGGGUGGCGCGUCGGAGGAAAUCAAACGUCGCUUGCUCCCACCCCCCCCCUCCUCGUCCUGAAAUUGGCUACUUUUGUGUGCUCGCUCCGAAGGAGAAACCGCCGGCCGCCUUGGAGGAACAAAAGGACCCCCGGACCGACUCCUGCGCUCAACACGGGGCCCUGCCUCCAACCAGCUAAAGUCUGCACCGAAUUGGGGGCUAACUUCUUUGCUAUUUAUUGAGCACUUACCGUGUGCACAUCACUAAACUAUUGCCUUCUCCCUUCUGCCACCCCCCCCUGCUUUUUUCCCCCCUCCUUAACACAAAGGCAGCCGGCCUCUUCCUUUGCACAACUAGGUCUCCCCAAUUUUCUGCCCCCCUCCACCUUCUUUUUCUUUUUCAACCGUCGUUGCCCUUUGGAGGCCUCCACCCUGAUGAACAUACAGAGGUCCCCCCCGAUUACGAUAGCACGCUAUGGGAGGCCGCGCAGCAAAACGCAGGAUUUCGAGGAGCUGUCGUCCAUCAGGGCCUCGGAGCCCAGCCCGACUUUCAGCCCGAACCUCGGCUCCCCCAGCCCGCCCGAGACUCCCAACUUGUCGCAUUGCGUUUCUUGCAUCGGGAAAUACUUAUUGUUGGAGCCUCUCGAGGGAGACCACGUUUUCCGGGCCGUCCAUCUGCACAGCGGAGAGGAGCUCGUCUGCAAGGUUUUUGAUGUCGGCUGCUAUCAGGAGUCAUUGGCACCUUGCUUUUGUCUACCGGCCCACAACAAUAUUAACCAAAUUACUGAAAUCAUUCUUGGGGAGACAAAGGCCUAUGUUUUCUUCGAAAGGAGCUAUGGGGACAUGCAUUCAUUUGUGCGUACCUGCAAAAAGCUUAAAGAAGAGGAGGCAGCCAAACUCUUCUAUCAAAUAGCUUCAGCCGUCGCACACUGUCAUGACGGCGGACUCGUACUGCGGGAUCUCAAGCUGCGAAAGUUCAUCUUCAAGGAUGAAGAGAGGACCAGAGUAAAGCUAGAAAGCCUGGAAGACGCGUACAUCUUGCGAGGGGACGACGACUCCCUUUCAGAUAAGCAUGGCUGUCCAGCCUACGUGAGUCCAGAGAUAUUGAACACAAACGGCAGCUACUCUGGCAAGGCAGCGGACGUGUGGAGCCUGGGAGUCAUGCUUUAUACCAUGUUGGUCGGACGUUACCCUUUUCAUGACAUUGAGCCCAGUUCUCUCUUCAGCAAGAUCCGCCGAGGGCAGUUUAACAUUCCGGAGACCCUAUCCCCCAAGGCCAAAUGCCUCAUCCGUAGCAUCCUACGCCGGGAGCCCUCAGAGCGGCUGACUUCCCAGGAAAUUCUGGACCACCCUUGGUUUUCUACAGAUUUUAACGUCUCUAAUUCAGGAUUCGGUGCUAAGGAAGUAUCUGAUCAGCUGGUGCCUGAUGUCAAUAUGGAAGAAGACUUGGACCCGUUCUUCAACUGAGCACCCAGAGACUUGGUGCCCAGAAGGUACAUGAGCUGGAAAUGGCCGUGGGAAGGGCUCCUUCCGGACCCGUCGACUACAUCCUGCAUCGGCCUAGCUUGGUAGCGAGAGACACACUUCAAAAAGCUCCACGGUUCAAGAAGGAAUAGCCACGGGGAGCUGAUAUAACAAAUGUAGCAUGGGGAAACAGAGAUUGGGGCUGGGGGGAGGGACUCUGCUAUCAGGUUAGAUUGAUGGGAGCAAAGGCAGCGAGAAGCCAAGGACACUGCACACGCCAAUUCCAGUGCAGCUUUUAGCACUCCUGUUUCCGUUUCAUCCAAAAGAGUCACAGAUCUCAACAAAAUAGAAACCUUUUGCCUCAAACACACAUCUUGGCAUCGCACUGUUAGUAUUUAACUUCUGCCAUUAUUCAGGGAAGGUACAAUUGGCCAAGUAUUUCUUUUUUUUUUUCCUUCUUCAAACAAAGCGGUCUGUCAAAUCACUAAAGAGGAUUCGUUCGACAAAUUAGGUGCACAGCAGACUGACCUGAAAAGUGGGUGCUAAAAUCAAAUGAAACGAAACUUCAGUUCAUGUCUCUUGAUAACUAUUUUCAACUCAUAUCUUCUAAAUAAACUACUUAAUAUUCUAGUCAGGAAACAACAUUUUAAUGCUUUGUUCCCAUAAGGGAAAGGAUCUGUCAUUUAACAAGCUGUUCUGUUUUGUGUCAAAUGGUUUGUAGCAGGAAGCUAUUAGAAUUCAAACUUCCAGAUGCAUUAUUACUAUGAUAGUAAAAAAAGGAAAACUAUAUAUAACUUUUUUUUUUUUUUUAAGAAUAGGAUCUGAAAGACUGGCUUCCAUGUUUGCCACGCUGCACGAAAUGAUCGGAGGGGGCACAGUGCUCUUGGCGUAUUCCUUUUUAAAUUGCCUGGUUUCCACACAACGUCGUCUUUAAAAAAAAAAAAAAAAAAUAGAUUGGCCCAUAUGCAAAAGUGGGGCAGCUCUUUUAAUUUCCCUUCAAAGGGAAUUUUUUUUUUUUUGAUGCACCAUCUUAUCCUAUAAGGCUACCCUGGUUCUGUAGGUCCUCAGUGAGACAAGCUAGAAGGUGUUGAUAAGCUGAAAACUAGUAUAAUUAUUACAAAAUAAAUACAGCUAUUUCUCCCAACACAGACAGUAAUAUGCACCUUUGUAUUGUUCAAGAAUUAUUCUAUUUAUUAAGGAAAAUGUCACAGUAGUGAUGUAUUAAGCCAGUACUUCAAUUACGGGUUGACUUGGGAUGACAUGUUACAUGCUGUAGUUAACACUUAUAUUUUUCUGUUUGGGUUUUUCUGUCCCUGAAAUAACUUUUUAUUUGGCUUUUCUAGAUAGCUUUAUUUGAUUUAGACUGGCAAACGUUUUUAUUACUGCUUUUCUAUUGCUGUAUGAUAUUGAAAUCUCUUGGCAUAAAUAUUUGUGUUUCCAGUACCUCAGUUGUUCUGAUUAUACUGCCUGUAUAUGUUUUGUGAAUUGGUCAUGUUUUUUGGGUAGGUAACAUGUGGACUCUGUAGUAUGUAAAUGUUACUUGAAUUUGUGCUUAAUUAUAGUAUGUGGCAUGUGCGUAAAGAUACUUGGCAUUUGACGUGUGGAUGCUGUUUGCCUGCCUGGCAGGAAAUAUAAUGGUCACACUCGCAGGAGGUUGGUUCACAGUUCUUUAUCAAGAGACAAAGCUGCAGCUGAUCGGCCCUUGGUUCAAUUUUGGUUACUGAGACUAAAAAGAAUAAUGUUUUGUUUUUUUUUUUUCAACACUCUGAAGAUGGUGCUGUGUAGAGAUGGAUUUUUUUCCUUCCUUUCCCAUUCCCCCUUCCUUUGCUCUCCUCGCCCCCCACCCAAGCUACCCCCCUUCUUCCCCCCAGGUUCCAAACCCAGAUUUUUUAAGUACCUUGUAGGAGGAAAGAUUGGUGAUGUGCAUGGUGGGGUUUUACUGCCUCUGGUGCUUUGUCAUGUAUUUGGUUUAAUGUUUUUGUCCUAAUCUCUUCAAUAAAUAAAAUUGUGCAUAUUUAACUAA